Messenger RNA from Aspergillus campestris IBT 28561, 1007 nucleotides. RefSeq lists its product as uncharacterized. NCBI's taxonomy places the organism in Eukaryota, Fungi, Ascomycota, Eurotiomycetes, Eurotiales, Aspergillaceae. Bases 174 to 704 code for a protein of 176 amino acids. The transcript has a single exon. The record is from RefSeq and is a predicted model, not a curated record.
UUAAAGCCACUGAUGCGCAUCGGGUCUAUGAACAACCUUACGAUAGCGUUAAUUGAAUGAACUGAAAUUCCCCUGUAAGCCACACUGGACGAGAAGCAUGUGUGUUAUGACGAUUGCGCUGGGUAGCUCCAUGGAUAGGCGAAGUCGCCAGGAGCAUUCCACCCCACCAGGAUAUGACAGACAAGCUCGAAAUAUCUUCACCUAAACAACACUAUUCACCAUGUCGGAAUAUUAUCAAUCAUAUGAGCAGUGAUAAACACCCUAUGAGCCAACCAAAGUGGAGAGAAGUGAGGGGGCAGGAGGGUAGCAGUUGGACUGCGCUUGGUAUACCUGACGUUCGCCGGAGUAGUAAGCGGUUGCUUCCUGAGGCGUCACCACCGCUUUCCCACGUCAACUACUACUAUAUCACACCCUCUUUCUUCUCUCCAUCUUCCUCUUUCCUCGCCAUCACUUAUCUCUGCUCAUCUACCCCGUCUUCUCAAACCAAAACCACUUCAAUCUUUCCAUUGAUUUUGACCUUGUCUUGUAUCUAUUAUCGAUCUUACCCUUCUCUCUCUUGUCGGUUUGAUUGUGAUUGCCUCUGGUCCACUCGGUUCGGUCUUGCGGCCAUCUGCUAUCUCCUGACCAACGCUUCCAUCACUAAACUCCCCCUCGACAAUCCCACCCUUUGCCCGUCUCCUCUACUCUCGGUCUUCAUCCCCUAGAGUCAAUGGAUGGCAGGUUGAUCAGUCUUUACUGACGAGCGAGCACUCCCGAUCCAGCUCUCGUUAGCGAUCAACAUAUGGCCAGACAACGGCCCAACAUUCACCGCCAGGACCCUCUUGAGGACUCAUCCGCUGCGCCCUCCUCCGCCACUGCCGCCAGGUAUAUUCCACAUCUCCUUGUCUUCCCUCGUCCUGUUUGAGCAGUUUGACUCGACCUCGCCUCCUUUGAUCCCUGGGUGCCCAUUCUCGUCAUCCGGCUUCCCUCCCAAAAGUCCUCCCACCAGGCCCCUCUUCCCUCAUUCA